Molecule: messenger RNA, 2226 nt
Organism: Micropterus salmoides (largemouth bass)
Lineage: Eukaryota; Metazoa; Chordata; Actinopteri; Centrarchiformes; Centrarchidae
Product: thrombospondin type-1 domain-containing protein 4-like
Exons: 12
Biological process (GO): extracellular matrix organization
Cellular component (GO): extracellular matrix
Molecular function (GO): metalloendopeptidase activity
Source: RefSeq, a predicted model, not a curated record
UCUCUCCAUGGCUGGAUUGUGGCAGCAGCUCAGCUCCCUGUGGCAGGUUCGAGCUCCGGCUCUCCUCCACCUCAUCUGUCUUCUCUACCUAACCUCAGAUGCUCUUCCCUCGGAUACCAAAGCCAGCCCACCCCCUCUGGAGAGGUUUCAGGUAGUGAAGGGGAAUUUCUCUCGGAUUUUCCUCCAUGUUGGCUACCAUAAGGUUGCAGAGAUUCCUGCAGGAGCACGCAACAUCAGCAUACAGGAGACGAUAAAGAGCCGAAACUACCUGGCUCUGCAGACCAAAAGUGGUCUCUCCAUCAUCAAUGGCAACUGGGUGAUUGACAGGCCAGGGAUCUUUAUUGCUGUAGGAACACGGCUGACGUACCAACGACCCAAUGAAAUCCGCUCUCGCAACGGGGAGUCCAUCACUGCACCCGGGCCGUUGAUUGAGGACCUGCAUGUUUAUUUGAUCUACCAGCAACCAGGUCCCAAUGUAUACUAUGAAUACAGUGUGCCUUUACAAAUGGCUCACUCCACUCCUGAACCAGACGCACCUUCUGAUAUUCAGCCCCUGGUUCAGACAAUAGGCCCAUCCCACUCAAGUGAGGAGGUCACAAGCAAUGGCAUCAUCAAAGAGGAACUCCACCCUAACCAGGUUCUCCCCGACCCCAGCUCGAACUCUGACCCUUGGCCCACCUACACCUGGACAAAGAGUGGGCGCAGAGAGUGCAGCACAACCUGUGGCACUGGCAGGCGUCAGGUACUCUGGGAGUGUGUUGAGAAAGAUUCCCAGGCGACUGUUCCUGCUGACCUCUGUGACCCUGCCCUUGAACCAACAAACCGGGAAGAAAACUGCAACACCCAGUCCUGUCCUCCAUACUGGGACGUGGGGGAGUGGUCAGAGUGCAGCAGGAGUUGUGGACCCGGCACUCAGCGACGCCAAGUCAUCUGCCGCCAGGUCACUCAUGCUCACGCCAACGGGACUGAGACCUCGGUUACUGUGGCACCAGAGUUGUGUGGGACAUCUGAUAGGCCGGUGACCAAGUCGACAUGUCAGCUAAAGAUUUGCAGCCAGUGGGAGAUACAAUCUGAGUGGAGCCCGUGUUCAGUGCCAUGUGGGGUGGGCCAGCGCAGCAGGGAGGUGGUGUGUGUGAGCAACCAGGGUGAUGAGGAGGAGGAUGAGGAGUGCAACAUGAACCUGAAGCCGGACACACUACAGAACUGUGACAUGGGAGCCUGUGCAAGCAGCUGGUUCAGCUCCCUCUGGAGUCAACGGUGCUCUGCAGAGUGUGGUCGAGGCAAUCGAACCCGGACGACAGUGUGCCUUAUAGAUCACGUGACUGAUCUCCCACUGGAAAGCUGUGAAGGGGAACGCCCACCAGAAGUGACACUGUGUGACUCUGGCCCCUGCCAGAACCGCCUGGAGUGGUACACCGGACCCUGGGGCCAGUGUUCUGCAGAGUGUGGGAAUGGCACACAGACCCGGAGUGUGGCUUGUAUUUUCAACAACAACGGUCACAUGAAGGUUGUGGACCAGUUAAAAUGUUCCAGUCUCUCUCAGCCAAUCACAGCUCAGCCCUGCAGACUGAAGCCAUGUGGUGUCCAGUGGUAUAUCACAGAGUGGAGUGCAUGUUCACGUUCCUGCAGCGGUGGCUACCGUGUGCGUGAGGUGCGUUGUCUUGCUGACAACAUUGUCCCAAGUGACCGUUGUGACCCCAGUUUGACCCCCGAGAGCCGAGAAGAAUGCAACAAACAACCUUGUUUAGCAGAGAUAAAUCCAUCUUGCGGCGACCAGUAUCAUAACUGUAUGGUGGUGGUUCAAGCCAGACUCUGCAUUUACCCUUACUAUAGAAGUGUCUGCUGUGCUUCCUGCUCCCAGAAAACAUACCCCAAUGCAUUUCAAAAGAACCACAUCCGCAGGUGAUGCUGCCUCUGGAAGGUUAAACUCACUUCAGGUCACUAUCAAAUCUGAAAAAACUGCACCAUGAAAAUGACACCUAGCUUUGUUUGAGGAGUGCCUCAGUAGGAGGGGAUAUAGAGCAUGGUCUUCAACAGAUUGACUGACUGGGUACUCCGUUGCUUUCUUGUAUUUUAUGAACAUGCCCACACACAGCAUGAAAACUGCCAUUAGAGGUUGUGUAGGUUUAGAUAGUGUUUUCAUCCUCAGUGUAACUUCAAACUGGACUGGUCCCAUUUGGUGAUGUACUUGUAUAUUUAUUCUAAAUAAAGGGUGUGUAACUUCUA